Messenger RNA from Penicillium macrosclerotiorum, 612 nucleotides. Its product is annotated as Rdx family protein. The transcript has 2 exons. The coding region runs from base 1 to 612 and encodes 203 amino acids. The record is from RefSeq and is a predicted model, not a curated record. Lineage: Eukaryota; Fungi; Ascomycota; Eurotiomycetes; Eurotiales; Aspergillaceae.
AUGACCGAGCCUACCCCGCCCAUUGAGAAUACCCUCGCUCAGGGCCCGAGUGUGGCGCCCCCAGCGUCCUCGGCCCCGCCCGCCGAUGCUGGGACGUCGGCGCUCGAACGGGUCCAGCUCCCGCGCAUUGCGAUCCAGUUCUGUACGCAAUGUCGCUGGAUGCUGCGCGCCGCCUAUUUCGCCCAAGAGCUCCUCUCCACCUUCAGCACCGACCUCGGCGAAGUCGCCCUGGUGCCCCGGACCGGCGGCGUCUUCACUGUCACCAUCUGGCAUGCCCGGCCGAGCUCCACGGCCGGCACGAUCGAGACGCAGGAGACCCUUCUCUGGGACCGCAAGCGAGACGGGGGAUUCCCAGGUGCGUAUACCGAUAUACCGAUUAUCCCCGAUGGUUGGACUGGUUGGGGGACUGGGGAGCGAGUGCUGAUGAAUUGUGACGCUACAGAAGUCAAGGCGCUGAAGGCGCUGGUGCGGAACGUGAUUGCUCCGGAGCGGGAUCUGGGGCAUACGGAUCGGGCGUUGAAGAAAGAUGCCGAGAAGAAAGAGAAGGAGAAGAAAGAAGCAGAGACGGAAGGAGGUGAGGCGGGCAAGAAGGAGUGUGAGGAUUGCUCUUGA